AUGGCUGGUGGAAUAAUUCAUCACAGUCAUCAGUGCCCUCACCGGGAACGUCAGGCCACUUGUAACGUUCCAACGACUUUCCCGACGACCACAAACGCUAAGCCAGCCGAUCCUUUCAAGUUCUCCGAUGGCAGGAUCGUCACAACCAAAGCAGACUUUGCCUGUGAGAACCAGGAGGUCAGCGCCGCCUUUCAGGCUUGGGAGCUGAGUGUUUUCCCUCCAGAGCCCUUCAGCAUCAUUGCUUCGCUCUCUGAGGACAGCCUUUCAAUCACUGCAUCUGAAGCCGGCAAGUCAAUCACCUUUGCUGUCUUGAUCCAGAAGCACAGCGGCUCGGAUCCAUUCCCAGCUAUCAUCACAUACCGCGCCGUAAGCCUACCCAUCCCUACGCAAGGUCAGGGCAGUCACAGUGCUGGCGCUCUCACGACCUGGGCGGCGGGCGUGGACCGCAUCAUCGACGCCCUCGAGAUAACACCUAGUGCUGGCAUUGACCCUGAGCGUGUCGGUGUGAUCGGUUGCUCACGUAAUGGAAGAGCCACCUUUGUUGCCGCAGCCCUCGUCAAGCGCAUCGCACUCGGCCUCCCACAGGCGAAGGGCAAAAAUUUCCACACCGCUUCCCAGAUCUUCGGUGAGAAUAUCUGGCACAGCCCCAGAUUCAAUGCGUUCAGUACCAAAGCAAACAUCCAGGCUAUUGGCCAACAUCAGCUCGCCGGCAGGGUCGCCCUUCGUGGUCUGCUCGUCAUCGAGAAUGAAAUUGACUCGUUUGGUCAUGUGUCCACGACUAGUUGUAUGAAGGCUGGAUGGCUGAUCUACAAGGCGCUCGGCAUGCCGGACAAUAUGGGCUUCACAGGAGCUGGUCCUCACAACCACUGCUCGGUCCCUGCAACUAAGCAGGCUGAUCUUACUGCGUUCAUUGGCAAGUUUCUUUUGAACCAGAAUACAAACACGGUGGACAUUGAGAAGGGUCCUAGUGGCGCAGAUGUCGGCACGUACAUCGACUGGACGACACCCACUCUCUCUUAG
Didymella exigua CBS 183.55 is the source of this 1020-nucleotide messenger RNA. RefSeq names its product carbohydrate esterase family 15 protein. The record is from RefSeq and is a predicted model, not a curated record. Bases 1 to 1020 code for a protein of 339 amino acids. The transcript has 4 exons. NCBI's taxonomy places the organism in Eukaryota, Fungi, Ascomycota, Dothideomycetes, Pleosporales, Didymellaceae.